AUGAUCCUGAACAACAAGAUUGUCCAUUUCUUCAUUUUCGCUGCUUUGGUUACUGUAACCUCAGCUCAACUUCGAUGUUAUUAUGGUAUUUCUACACAAAACGCUAAUGAAACCGUGGAUUACUCUAGUGCGAACAAAAUGAUAACAUCAAUAAGUUGUCCUGGAUCAUUUUGUAUGAGAAAUUACCAAAAACACAGAAACUCUCAAUCGAACAGUUAUGGAUGUGCGAACAAUGCAUGCACCAGCAGUGGAUGUACGGAGGAUACCAAUGGACGUGGUUCAUGUUGUUGUCGAGGAGACUUCUGUAACUCAGGAUAUUUCAAAACUACAGUAUCUUCGAUGAUCCUCACUAUUGCCUCCAUGUACUUUUCCAUGUACAUGCACUUUUGA
Messenger RNA from Caenorhabditis briggsae, 390 nucleotides. NCBI's taxonomy places the organism in Eukaryota, Metazoa, Nematoda, Chromadorea, Rhabditida, Rhabditidae. The transcript has 4 exons. Bases 1 to 390 code for a protein of 129 amino acids. The record is from RefSeq and is a predicted model, not a curated record.